This is a messenger RNA of Nicotiana tabacum (common tobacco), 522 nucleotides long. The record is from RefSeq and is a predicted model, not a curated record. Lineage: Eukaryota; Viridiplantae; Streptophyta; Magnoliopsida; Solanales; Solanaceae.
AUGAGUCAAGUCAAGGAGACUAGUGAAGAAGAUACAACAGAACUUCCAGCUGAUUUGGAGGAACAUGGUCCCUCUAUCACAUCAACUGAAGCUGACAAUAGAGUUGUUGAUGUUGCUUUAUAUGGAUUAAAGCAUGGCCCUCGUGUGUGGUAUGAAAGAUUGUCCAGGUUCCUUCUGGAGAAUGGCUUCACUAGAGGGAAAAUUGACAACACUCUUUUUCUGAAAAAAACGAGAGAGGAACCUGUUGAUGACAUCAUCUUAGGUGCAACAAAUGAUACUUUGUGUGAGGAGUUUGCAAAGCUUAUGGGAAAGCUUCUGAAAAGAUUUGAGAUGGAAAUCUCAAAAACCAUUGAUACUCUCAUUGCUACUGCCACUCAUCUAGACAUGGACGAACCUGGUUCCCCUGUAAAUGAAACUAUAUAUCAUGGUAUCAUUGGAUCACUCUUGUACCCAGCAGCCAACAGACCUGACAUUGUGUUAAGUGUUGGAUUAUGUGCUAGAUUCCAGUCAAGUCCUAAAUAA